CUUGCUCCUUCUCUUAUUUUUAUUAUUAUUCACUCUACCAAUAAUAUACCCCAUUUCCUUCCUUAUUAAACUGUCUCUUUUUUGUUUAUAAUGGACGUUUAUAACAAUACCUUUUCACAACAACCACAAAAAAGUUUGUCAUCUAAGCGCUCAAAUAUGAAUAACAAAUACCGUUCAUCUACUUCUUCUUCCAUCUUGCAACAACAACAGCAACAAGAGCUUUUGAUUGAACCUAGCGUAUCUACUAGCUCACUGAACAAGAGAAGUUCGAUGGGCUAUCGUAGACCUCUUUCUACCGCCUCCACAAAUAACAGAUACAGUCGCAACAGUUUCCUUGGUGACGAUGAUUUGGAUUAUGACAAGAGGGACUAUACCGUUGAUUAUGAUCAUAAUGAACCACAAGAAGAUUGGGAGAACAUUUUGAGACAAUAUGACAGAUAUAGUACCAAUGAUGAUGACAGAAGAAAGAGCAAGCGAGCCAGUCGUAUCAUGGAAUCUUAUCAAGAUAUGCCUGUGGAAGUACCUAUUGUUGAUGAACCUACUACUGUAUUGGACUGCUAUGACUUCCCUCCUGCUUUUAAAACCCAUCAUUUACAUGAUAUUUUCAGAAGUUAUGAAACGAGUCGUGGUGGAUAUCGAAUUAAGUGGUUGUCUGAUACCCGAGCUUUGAUUAUUUUCGAUCAUCCAGCUACAGCCAAAAAGGCCUAUAUUGAUAAUGUAACACAUGCAUUAGCCAAGAUUCGUCCCUAUGAUGGUCCUAUUGAUUUCUUGAAAGACAAUCAACAAAACCAGCAACCUCAGCAAAGAAGACCCAUGUCGAUGGACAAUAAAAGACAAUCCUUUAAUGCCUACAACAAUAACGGUAAUGGAAGAAAUUCCAACAGAAACUCAAUGAGAAUGGAUGAAAAUGACAUUAAAAGAUUAAGUGUUGCACUUUAAACGGAAUUUUAAAUUUAAAUAAACCAAAAAAAAA
Molecule: messenger RNA, 973 nt
Organism: Gilbertella persicaria
Lineage: Eukaryota; Fungi; Mucoromycota; Mucoromycetes; Mucorales; Choanephoraceae
Exons: 6
Coding region: 91-939 (282 amino acids)
Source: RefSeq, a predicted model, not a curated record